Notolabrus celidotus (New Zealand spotty) is the source of this 2484-nucleotide messenger RNA. RefSeq names its product cell division cycle associated 7a (gene cdca7a). Lineage: Eukaryota; Metazoa; Chordata; Actinopteri; Labriformes; Labridae. Gene Ontology annotation, cellular component: nucleus. The coding region runs from base 113 to 1315 and encodes 400 amino acids. Gene Ontology annotation, biological process: regulation of DNA-templated transcription. The transcript is spliced from 10 exons. The record is from RefSeq and is a predicted model, not a curated record.
AAUGAACGGUUUGUAAACUACAUGCAGCUGCAGGACUUACAUUGUUCACUGCAGAGCUGCAGCAACUACUGUCUGUGUGUCAGCCUCACAGGGACCAUCUUUUAAAGGAAACAUGCCCUCCACGCGCUCUAAGACUCUGGCCUCCCAGCCUCCAUCCACCAGGAUGAGUUUGAGGAGCUUCCGUAGUGUCCCCCUGGUUCCCAUGGAAACAUCAUCCUCUUCCUCUGAAGACAGCUGCGAUAGCUUUGGCUCCGAUGGAGGCUUUGCAAAUACGAGGAGCAGCUUGAGACUGACGAGGAGGACGGCGGAGAAGACAAAGUUAUUCGAGUCAUCAUCGGAGGAGGAUUCAUGCUGUGGGUUUGAGAAUGUGAUCAACAGUCCGAUGAAAGCCCUGAAAGUAAACACGGAACCAACAAAACGUGGCCGCAGGUCAAGUGUCUUGAAGGUGGCGAUGACUUUUCCCUCCAAAAAAAUGGGCAAGAAGAGACCUGCGUCUGAACCGCUCUCUCAGAUCAAAGUCCAGGAUGCAGACUCUGAGGGGGAGGAGGAGAACUUCAUGCAUAAGAGAGCUCUGAAUAUCAAGGAGAACAAAGAAAUGCUUGCAAAGCUCAUGGCCGAGCUGAACAAAGUCCCUGGACUCUUUCCAAGACGGUCUGCAUUAUCUGCUGCUACGCCUAGACAAGCACCCCGGCGCUCUAUGGGACCUCCAGGUGCUCAUAGGAGGAACCCAGAGCGUCUUUCUCGACCACACACCCGCUCUCGCACAAUGGUGGAUGGACCUCCCAGCCCAACUCCAGAGGAGGAGCCUGAGGACAAGUUCAGCCUGGUUCGCAAGAGCCGCUACUAUGAGGAGGAGGAUGAACCACCUCGUCGCCGCACCUUCAACGGUCACAAGUCCAUCCCUCAUGUUGUGGUACCCGUGGAGGAAAUCACUGAGAUGGAACUGCAGAGGAUCUGCACCAACGUGCGAGAGAAAGUUUACAACAGCUCAACUGGAUCCACUUGUCACCAGUGCCGCCAGAAGACUGUCGACACAAAAACGAACUGCCGUAAUCCAGAAUGCGUCGGGGUGAGGGGUCAGUUCUGUGGACCUUGUUUGCGUAACCGCUACGGGGAGGAGGUCCGAGACGCUCUGCUAGAUUCUGAGUGGCAGUGCCCGCCGUGUAGAGGGAUCUGUAACUGCAGCUUCUGUCGAGCCAGAGACGGUCGCUGUGCCACAGGAGUGCUGGUUUACCUCGCUAAAUAUCACGGCCAUGAUAACGUGCACGCUUACCUGAAGAGCUUGAAAAAGGAGCUGGAAGAGAACGCUGAGUAAAGAAUGGAAGAAGGACCGGUGGAUCUGAUCCUGAAUCUGACUGACUGUCUUUUUACGCAAACUGUUCACGGUGUUAUAAGCAUUAUGAAAAUGUUUAAAGUUCCUGUUUGUAAAUAUGUUGCAUACUUUUAAGUAUUGGUUCUUAAGUUCUCAGUCCUCUCCAGCUUUGAGCUUGCAUUGUAUUUUUAAAACCCUUGAACUUUUAAAAUUGUUCGACCGGUUAAAACAUCCCAAUUCGACCUCAAAAAUAUGUAAGACUGUUGUAAAUAAUCAAAUGUUGUGUUAACAUUGGAGAAUCAAUCUGCCUUCUGUUCAAAAAUUCAUCUUUUUUUAAAUGAUCCACUGUAUUUUACAUUGUUUUAAAUGUAUUGCUCUUACAUGGGUCCAAUUGGAAAUUAGUUGGCCACAAAGUGAUCCAUCUGUGCCUUAUUUUUAUUUUUUUUUAAACAUUGCAGAUUUACGCUUGUGUUUUUACAAGUUGCCUAUCUCCUUUAAAUCUGCUGCGUGUAAAUGUUAAAAAACAAAUAGUUUGCUUUAGUCCAAUAGAAACAGCUCAAUGAUCUAGCAUGCUGCUGAGGUGUUGCAGGUGUAAAGGGCACAGACUGGGGUCCACUGCCUCUCACUUCUUAAACUGAGAGGAACUGUGUGAUAUACUACAGCGCCUGGUUAAAUAUCCUUCAUUAGAUAACUGUCACUAAUGGUGUGGAAACAAUUAGCACACUCUAAUGGGAAUCUCGUACCUGUAAAUCAUUUGAUCCUGUUAAAGCACAUUCUCGCUCUGCUGCAGUCUCUUUGGCUCAUUUUCUGUCGUACUCUGUUAAGUAGGAAUGGUUGAAGGUGCCACUGAAGAGGCUGUAGAGUUAUGGCCUUCAUUUUUUUUUUCUUCAAGUGUAAUACUCUACACCAAAUGACAUGGAAUUAACCCCUGAAAUGUACUUCAUUUGACCCACACCAGGACGUACUCUGAUUACAUGAUACACUUUCAAAAUAAUCAACGGUGGAUAUUUGUCCUCCGGCUUAAUGGCAGGUGGAGGUUAUCUCACUGCUGCUUGUUUAUCAGACACUGCACUCCUAACAGAGAAAUGACUGCUUCAUGCUAUCUGCCCUGUUAAAGCUUGCCCUGUGCUUAUUGGUUAACUGUACAUUUCUAAUAAAGUGUUUUCACUGCA